AGCUGGCAUUGACCUGGAGCCAAGCCACAGACUCAGCAAUCCAUACAGCAAGCAUGCCUCCCUGCCCCCAGCUAAUCAGCACCACUAGAGACUGACACAUAUGCAGAGGACAGAGUUCUACAUGAAUAAAGAGAGUGAUGGCAGGGAAUGCCGGCUCUACCGUAGACCUACAAAGUAUUGUAUCUGCAAAUAUCUGCUGCAUAUGCAAGGGAUGAGAAGCAGAGAUGAGGAGGUAGAGUAAGGAGCAAGAGUAGAACUAGUGACGUACAUUGGUAGAGGGACACAGGAGCUGCCAGAAGCAGAGAGAGGUGCAGGAAAAGACACAGAGAGGGGUGAGCCCUCACACUGCAGCAAAUGUUCGGACAUUUCCUACGUAAUGACUCUGAGGCGGAGUUGGCAGGCAUAAUUAAGGGUGUCGGGUUUGAUGGUAGCUUACACAUCCAAGAGAAUAAUCACAGUGAUCAGGACCAAGAGAAAGAAGACUGGCUCCAUAACAGGCAGCACCAGGAAUGUGGUAGAAUAUACAACAAGCAGUUGGAGCAAGAAAGGCAGAGCAGAAGAGGCCAACAGCAGCAGGAGGAAGAGAGUCUAUGGAAAGAACAGCAGGAUGAAGAAAUACUCUUGAGAGAAAACCAGGGAGAAUAUCUCAUUAAGAGACAGCAUGAAGGGGAUGUAAGGCUACACAGAAAACAGCUUGAUGAGGAGGAAAGGCUCCGCAGAGAGCACCAGGAAGAAAAGAUCCGUGGGCAACAGUAUGAGGAGGAGAGGCUUUACAGAGAGCACCAGCAGGAUGCAUGGCUUCGACGUGAGCAGCAAGAGCAGAAACUACGCAAACAGCAAUUGGAGCAAAUUGAAACCCUACAAAGAGAUCAUCUAAGACUCCCCAAAGCACAGUACGAAGACAAGAGGGUCCUUAAGGAAAAGGUCUCACAACUGGAUUAUGAUAUCUUGCCUAAUAUGAUCAGGCACAUUAAAGAUGACACUGAACAGGAGGAUGGCUGGGAAGAUGAAGAUUCUGGUUUAACAAUGCUGCCUACAAAGUUGUGUUGCCCACAAGCACUGACUCCACUCAGCCCUUCUAGACCCAAGAGUCCAUGGGGCAGGUUUGAUCCAUAUGACUCCUUUGAGGAGGACAGAGAAUAUGUGGGAUUUGCCACCCUUCCCAACCAGAUGCACAGAAAAUAUGUGAAGAAAGGCUUUGAAUUUACUCUCAUGGUUGCAGGAGAAUCUGGUCUAGGAAAGUCAACAUUAAUUAACAGUUUGUUCUUAACGGAUCUAUAUCGAGAUCGUCACAUACUAAGCCCAGAAGAACGUGUCACACAGACAGUUGAGAUAGUGAAGCAGACAGUGGACAUACAGGAGAAAGGUGUGCGACUGCGCCUGACGGUAGUGGAUACACCAGGCUAUGGGGAUGCUAUAAAUAAUGAAAUAUGUUGGAAACCAGUGGCAGAUUAUAUUGACCAGCAAUUUGAGCAGUAUUUCAGGGAUGAGAGUGGAUUAAACCGCAGGAAUCUUCAGGACACACGUGUGCACUGCUGUCUCUAUUUCCUGUCACCGUUAGGGCAUGGGAUGAGACCCAUGGACAUAGAGUUUCUGCAAGCGCUACAGGACAAAGUAAAUAUUGUGCCCAUCCUGGGGAAAGCAGACAGCCUGACACCUACAGAGCUGCAACAAAAGAAGCAGAGGAUUCGAGAUGAAAUAGAUAAAUACGGAAUUCGAAUUUACCAGUUUCCAGAAUGUGACCCUGAUGAAGAUGAAGACUUUAAGCAGCAGGAUAUAGAACUGAAAAAAAGCAUUCCAUUUGCCGUCAUUGGAUCCAACACCAUCAUAGAGGUUAAUGGGAGGCGUGUAAGAGGCCGUAUGUACCCCUGGGGGGUUGUUGAAGUGGAGAAUGAAGAACACUGUGACUUUAUAAAGCUGCGUACUAUGCUGAUUCGCACUCACAUGCAGGAUUUGAAGGAUGUUACAAGAGAAACUCACUAUGAGAACUACCGUGCCCAGUGCAUCCAGAACCUGACACAGCGAGUGGUGAGGGAGCGGAACCGCAAUAAGCUGACCAGAGAGAGUGGGACAGACUUCCCAAUCCCAAGCAUGCCUCCAUCACCAGAUCAUGAAACCCAAAGACUUAUCCGAGAAAAAGAUGAGGAGCUGCGGCGAAUGCACGAGGUUCUGCAGAAGAUGCAGAGGCAGAUGAAGGACUCACAAUAAUCUAAACUGUUCCACUCCAGGGCAAAAGCUCCUCAUGUUACCCUUCGUUUUACCUUUCACUCAGUGACCAAAGGUUUAAUAUAGAAGAACCUAGAAAUCCAGGUGCCUGCUGCAAGGAAGGGCAGGUAUCAGAUGGCUGGUACAUCAAUGGCAGGCAUAUUAAGGAGUUAUAAGCAGGAUUCCCAGAAAAACAACCCAGUUGGGUUGAUAUUAUAAGGGUAUCGCCAAGAAAGCACAAAGGGGAAGCUUUAGAGCAGGGCUGUCACCUAGAAUUAUCAGCUUAAGACAAGUGCAAAUUAAACAUUAUUAUGUGGUCUUUAGUGGACACAUAUGUGUACAAUUCACAUCACAAAUCCCCACCUUGUGUCGACCAGCUACUGCUGAACUGCAAUUGCCAGCACCCUACUGACAUAAGAGGAUUGUUAGUGGUGAGCUGGGAGCUUUAGUUUAAUAACAACUAGUGUUUCUGCAUUGCCUGUGCUCUUCAGUUCUGUAACGCCAGCUCUGUGUGUUCUCUUUAGUCUCCUGAUGUUGCUUUACAGCUUCCGCUCUCUGGCUGCCAGCAUAGGCCCGGCUUAGGGAAUGCUGCUUCUAAAUAGGCAUUUCACUAUAAUCCAGGCAAGGUUUAGGUGCAACAUGUGCCCUGUACUGUUUGGGAAGGAUGAUAAUAAAAUUACACAGAAUAGUACAUUAAUGUAUAUUAAACAAAGGGAUCAUGGUGGCAUGUAGCCAAGGAAAGUACCCAGUACCCUAUGUAUUGCAUUCUGCCUUUACACCUGUGGGAUGAUAUGUGUUUUCCUGCAUGCCUUAUUUACCUGGCAUCUGUGCUUUAAUAUCCAAAUUUGCUGAAAUAAAAUUUACUGGCAAAGAACACACAAUCCAAAUGAAAAAUAUAAGAAUUUAUAUCUCCAUCUGCAAUUUGUUCUAUUGUCACCUAUGUUCAUCCUACUCUAGCUCAUCCUACUUUAGCUUUUCACUUCCUCUGCAUAUACUUAUUUCAUCCUUAUAUACAAUUCCUUAUCUAGUCACUUCCUUCAUAUAAACAUAAUUUUUUUAUUUGCAACUUAUAUUUAUGUAGAUCUUUAUUUUUAUGGUGCCAGCAGUUCUUCUGAGGCUGCUGUGCCUCAAACCACCCCUGCACUUAACAUUAGCAUAUUGGCCCAUGGCAAAACAGCACUUUAUAGUGCUACCUGUAUACAUGUACUGUUCAUUGCACUUUGUUUACAUCAUAUUAGUGGUACAGGGCAGCACAGCGGCUCAGUGGGUAGCUUUAGCGACGCAGGGGGUCCUAAUUUCUGGGCACUGAUUGCAAGGAGUUUGUUUGCCCCAUGUUUGCUUAGGUUUCUUCCCACACUCCACAAACAUACAGGCAGUUAAAUUUACUCCUAAUAAAACUGAGUGUGAAUGUCAUAGGGACCUAAGACAUUAAGCUCCACUGCAGCAGGUAGUGAUGUAUAAACUCUGUAAAUCACUGCAAAAAUGUGUUGGUGCUAUAUACAGUAAAUAACAGUUAUUAUUACAAACAGGGGGAAUAAACAUUGCCAUAAAUAUAUACAACUACAAAGAUAAAGUGCCACAUGUUAAGAGCUGAAAGAGGCCAUUGCCCUGUAGAGCUUACAAUCUGAUUAAGUUUGUAACUUACAGACACCAAUAGGAGGGAUAGAAGUGCUGCCAUAUGCUUCAGUGCAUUUCCUCCUCAUCUAUUCACUUAUCAUUUGUACCCUUGUCAUGUACUUGGAGUUUGGUUCUCUAUUUUCAUCCAGUUAUUUAUGGGAGACAUGCUGAAGUUCAAGGAAAAUUAAAGUUUUUGUUAUGUUCCUUUCCAUUCCAAAGUGAUAUUGAUUAAAGCAACAUUCUAUUGCUGUUUUCCA
Molecule: messenger RNA, 4079 nt
Organism: Xenopus tropicalis (tropical clawed frog)
Lineage: Eukaryota; Metazoa; Chordata; Amphibia; Anura; Pipidae
Gene: septin4
Product: septin 4
Exons: 12
Coding region: 355-2208 (617 amino acids)
Cellular component (GO): cell cortex; ciliary membrane; cleavage furrow
Molecular function (GO): GTP binding
Source: RefSeq, a predicted model, not a curated record